Molecule: messenger RNA, 2919 nt
Organism: Chelmon rostratus (copperband butterflyfish)
Lineage: Eukaryota; Metazoa; Chordata; Actinopteri; Chaetodontiformes; Chaetodontidae
Gene: sypl2a
Product: synaptophysin-like 2a
Exons: 6
Coding region: 181-891 (236 amino acids)
Cellular component (GO): synaptic vesicle membrane; synaptic vesicle
Source: RefSeq, a predicted model, not a curated record
UACAACAGUGUUAUCAGUUGCUUGCUUCGUUGUUACUCUGCCGAACGCUGACAGUCAGUAGCAGUUGUAUCGCUCGCCACCUUUUGAAGGCAAACGGAGUAUAACUUUAAGUUAGCUUUGCAACUAAGCUGACAGCCUUAGGGGUGAAAUAAAACUCAUUUAUCGGCGUUGCACGUCACAAUGGACACUGUUCAGAGAUUGGUGUCUGGAUUUUCUCUGGACCUGGGACCAUUGAAAGAACCCCUUGGAUUUAUUCGUGUCCUAGAAUGGGUGUUCACCAUCUUUGCUUUUGCCACCACCGGAGGUUACUCAGGGACAACCCACUUUACAGUCACCUGCCCAGGAUCCCAGGUGGUGCAGGAAGUACAUCCUGUAUUUGGCUACCCGUUCAGGUUGUCAGCACACCCAUAUCAGAUCCCGUCGUGCAACAGCAGUCCAUCCAAUGAGACCUUCCUGCAGGGCGACUUCUCCUCCUCUGCAGAGUUCUUUGUGUGCAUUGGUGUGUUUGGGUUCCUGUAUUGCACUGCCACGCUCAUCCUCUACCUAGGCUACCAAAGCGUCUACCGCCAGACCACCCGCGGUCCCAUCAUAGACCUGGUGGUGACUGCUGCCUUUGCCUUCCUGUGGCUUGUGUCCUCCUCAGCCUGGGGCAAAGGCCUGACUGAUGUCAAAUGGGCCACUAACCCAGAGCACCUGGUGGAAUCGUGCAAGGAGGUCUGUAAACCAGGAGAGUUUCCUUCCAUGGGUCGUCUCAAUGCCUCUGUGAUUUUUGGCUUUUUGAACUUGAUCCUGUGGGCAGGCAACUGCUGGUUCAUUUACAAGGAGACUCCUUUCCACAAGGAUCCCAACCCACCCGCCACCAUGGAAGAAGGAGGGGCCCCUGGGCCCUAGCCACAUCACUGAGGUCCUUGAGCAUAGCCCUGUAGCCACAGCAGAAAUGCUUUGUUCCCAACAUUGGUCUCUGAUGUUCGCCUGCAGAAAUGGAAAUAAAAGGAAGGCAAUUGUCCUAUAUACCCCCAUACCUCCCAACACUUGCUAGUGUUGGAAAGUUAAUCCUGUCCCCAAUGACUGAGUAACACUAAGUCUUUCUUUUUUUCAAAAUCUGUCAACUCCCAAUUCCUGCAUGCCUUGAAAACACUAAGUGCAAAUACAAACUGAAAUGCUUUCACACUAUGUACAAUAAGAGCUACUGUGAAUAUAGCUUGAGUUGAACACUAAAACUGUAUGUAUAUGGUGUUCAGAACAGCAGGCCCGCACUACAUUUGCUUCCACAUUAGCACACUGCCCUCCCUUGAUAUUAGCCCUUUGGGGAGUCACCUAGUGAUGAAAUUGUGAUGUAGGAGCCCAGAAUCUCUACUAUUCUUCAACCAAGGAAAGGGCAAAGGAUUAACAGAAGUUCAAAUCAAACAUCCCUCAAAUCCAAUAAAAGUGUGGCCACAAGAAAUGACAAUGAGCACAUGCAUACCUGGGGUUGAGCCAGUCCAGUAGGACCCUGCUUUUCUUACAUUAUGUCAUCUGUAAGAGGAAGUGCUACAGAACAGGUUCCAAGUGCUGCGUUUUCUAAACACGUCAAGAAGUUCAGUAGAUGAGCUUGUAGGUUAAAAUGUAUUGAAUGCUCUCUCCUCCAGUUAAUAUAUUAAACAGCUGAUACCAGACCCCUUUGUAUAAUUGGACUUUGGCAUGUGUUUUCUGAACUCUACCUCCGAGGCCUGAGACCAUCUAACAAUUACAUUUCCUCCAACAAUAUUCUAAUCUAAUAUUCUAAUCUACAAGCACUACAAUGUUUAAGAACACUUUGAUAUUUUUGCGCUUAACUGUUGAUGGCAUAAAGGAAAUACGAUACACACUAAGAAGAAAAAUCACACUAAAUCCUCCUGUACUUCUCUGUAAUUCAAAUGUAUAAGCAGAUCUUUAUUUUAGAAGAAUCUUUUUGCUUGAUGUUUUAAGUUGCUACAGUCUUGUGUAAUUUUCCACCUGUUUUCAGAACAAGGCAGGCUCUCUACGUGUUUACUUCAAUAGCUGUUAUACAUGACUUCACAGUGGACGUGACUGAUAGAUGUCAGGCCAAACCCUGUUUAGUUCCUCAUUGAUCAAAAUGUUGCAUUCACACUACUCAGUAACACCAACACCCGUCCUGUUUGAACUAUCUUUUGCAAAAGGUGACGUGCAGUCACAUUAUUUAUAUACAGUUCAUAUGUAUUUUUAUCUACAUUAAUUGGUCUGUUGCAUAUGUUAAAACCAAUGUUGGGUUUCCUUUUAUAUUCCCAGUGGAAAAGUGUCAGUGUGCAGCUUCUCUUUGAUUUUUUUGUAACAUUGUCAGAUUUGCUGUUAAACUUGUUGUACCACUGAGUAGCCUGAGGCUUAAUUUUGUGAUGGUAAAUAGUUCAAGUAACAAAAGUGGCAAAAUGUGGUUGCCAGAUUAAUGUAAUCCUGCUGUAUCUUUUGACUCCUGUUCUGCUCUACAUGUAACUUUAUAGCCAGUACAAUACAUCAGAAGGUUUUGUGCUGAACACCUACAGUUGUUCUGAGUCACUGCUGAUGAUUAUUUGUCGAUACAUUGGCUAUUUGCAUUGCACUAAGACGGAUGUAAUGAUCUCAAUGAAGUAACUGUUUUGAUUUGAGUUAUUGGGCCAUCUGGGCAGCUGUUUUAUUUCAUUGCCAUAGCCUCUGUAGGAAAUAAAUGACUGGCUGUUUGAGUCACUAUAAGUAAAGUAAUAUAUUUUCCACAUCAUAUUGAAAUUAGACAUAUAUUUGGUAAGAUGCUUUGUCAAUUUUAAAACACGAAUCUUAAUUUGAUUAGAGCACCAUGAGAAUGUGGAUGUUUAUGUAAUGAAUUAUACUUUAUAUGUUUUAUGCCUUGUUUGUGCAAAAGGAAACAAUGGUUUAUCUGUAUUGACACGUAAAACAUGAAAGCUGCAA